CCUCGAUAGCCGUUUGCUACAAUUUUCUUCUUUCUUCUACUCGUCCAUACCGAUCAAUUUAUGACUGCUUCCUUCUUUUGUACGGGGAAAUACAAAACCGGAUAAUCAAGCUAUUUGCUAUUUAUAUACUCUCCUUUCCCUUCCGGAGUCUCAAAGCUUGAGCUUUUGUUGCCGAUUAAGCAGCGAUGGCCGACUCUUCAGAGUUUGAUCCUCAAUCUAUUCUUUCUCACAAAUACCCUGAUACCACAUACACCUAUACCGAAAGAGAUGUUGUGCUCUAUGCGUUGGGUGUAGGAGCUUGCGGACGGGACGCCGUGGAUGGGGACGAACUUAAAUAUAUUUACCAUGAAAAUGGGCAACAAUUUGUCCAGGUCUUGCCAACAUUUGCCGCUCUGUUUUCGCUUGCAUCCGCGCCAAAUGGUUUCGAUCUGCCGGGGUUGCAAUACGACCCACGGCUUCUGUUGCACGGACAACAAUACAUAGAAUUACACAGGCCGUUUCCAUCAAGUGGUUGUAUACACAAUAAAGUCAGUCUUGCAGGAUUGCAUGAUAAAGGCAAAGCAGCUAUUAUUGAGAUCGAGACAAAAAGCUAUGAGAAAGAUUCUGGUGAAUUAUUAUGCAUAAACCGGAUGACAGGUUUUCUGCGGGGUGCUGGUGGCUUCUCAAAAUCAUCUCAGCCAUAUUCCUACUCAAGCUAUUCAUCCAACAAGGUUUUGAGUGUGAAAAUCCCAAAAAGUCAACCAUUUGCAGUGUUUGAGGAUUGUACCCAACCAUCUCAGGCAUUGCUGUAUAGGCUCUCUGGUGAUUAUAAUCCUUUGCAUUCAGAUCCUAUGGUUGCAAAAGUUGCUGGAUUCUCGCGACCAAUAUUGCAUGGGUUGUGCACACUCGGGUUUUCAGUUCGGGCAAUCAUUAAGUGUAUCUGCGGAGGAGAUCCAAACUUGGUCAAAAGCAUAUCAGCACGGUUCCUUUUACAUGUGUACCCUGGUGAAACUUUGAUCACUGAGAUGUGGCUCGAAGGCUUAAGGGUUAUAUACCAGGCGAAGGUGAAAGAACGAAACCGGACAGUGCUAUCUGGCUAUGUGGAUAUCCAUCGUUUAAGUUCAGCAUUAUGAAUUAAUUGGGUGCAGAAUAAACAUACAGUACUCUGGUUUGGUUGUAUUUUAGUGUGGUCAAAAGUAGUUAUUUUCUUAGGUUGUUCUUGGAGAGCGUAUUCAAUAAGAGGCUUUUAAAAGCCUAAUGUUGCUCUUCAUAAUAACAUGAGAAAAGAGAGCCUUUAGUGAUCUAUGGGCAAUCAUUUGACGCAGUUUUGUCCUCCUAUUAAAAUGGGUUAUUCUAUACUCAAAA
Messenger RNA from Juglans microcarpa x Juglans regia, 1344 nucleotides. RefSeq names its product enoyl-CoA hydratase 2, peroxisomal. The transcript is spliced from 11 exons. The record is from RefSeq and is a predicted model, not a curated record. Gene Ontology annotation, cellular component: peroxisome. The coding region runs from base 186 to 1112 and encodes 308 amino acids. NCBI's taxonomy places the organism in Eukaryota, Viridiplantae, Streptophyta, Magnoliopsida, Fagales, Juglandaceae.